AUGCAAAACUCCCUUCUCUCUCGCGGAGAAGACCCCCUUCGCCUUCUUCACUACCAUCUGAAUGUUCAGAUGAUUUCACCGUCAUCCUUAGACCCUACCAAUCUUCCUGCUACCAUCGAUAUGAAGGCGCUGAGCGAGAAUAAUCUCCCUACACACGUUCUUGUAUUAUUCCCUCCCAGGCGGCCACCCGUGCUUAUCCCAAUAGAUGCCGACCGUUAUACUCACGGCUUCCGCGCCGAACUCGUAUUGCCGUUAUCUACGCGCGCAGCACCAUAUCGGUCUGCAUCCAAUGAACUGCGCAUAACAUUACCGCUUACUCCACCUCUCACAAUCGUACCCCAUCCUCCAUCCCUCUCCCUCCUUCUCCUCUUCGGCAUGGGCCUAGAAACUUGCCAGAACGACUUGGCGUACCGUAUGCUUCCAGCUUCGGUCGUGGAUGAGUUCCCGAAUGCCGCAGCCAUGGCACAAGUCAUGAGCCUUUCCGGUGAUGAGGAAUUUGACAGACGAGUUCAAUUCAAUAUGGGUCUCUGGAGGAACAUAUUGGGUUUAGGUAUCAGGGAUACCAGAAUUGCGGAGUUGGUGCGAACGGCGGUAGGUGUUACCUCCGAGGCGAGGAAAUUGAGGGCACGAGGAUGA
Desarmillaria tabescens is the source of this 636-nucleotide messenger RNA. RefSeq lists its product as uncharacterized. The transcript is spliced from 2 exons. Bases 1 to 636 code for a protein of 211 amino acids. The record is from RefSeq and is a predicted model, not a curated record. Lineage: Eukaryota; Fungi; Basidiomycota; Agaricomycetes; Agaricales; Physalacriaceae.